AUGUCUGAGGGACAAAUGUUAAAUUAUGAAGAAAUAUUGAAUCAUCUUGCUAAAUAUGAUGAAUUAAUAGAAGUUCGUGAAGAAGGUGCUGAAAUUAAAGAAUACUUGGAUUCUUUAACUGAAGAUCAAAGGCAAGAAUUUUACCCAACUGUUGAUGAAUACUUACGGAAGUUACAAUCUGAAGAAAAAGUAAAAGACCAAGAUACCGAAAUGGAUGAUGAGAUUGCUGACAAUAAAACUGAGGAACAACUAAAAAAUAAGUCAAGGGAAAAAAGUUAUGAAAGGCCAGGAUUUGAAGGUCGUCAUUUACCAAAAUUAAUACAAAUGCUUGAACGUGGAACCACUGAUAAACUACCAAAGAAAUUCAAACGUAAAUUAGGGAAAAGGCAAAUAAAUCCUAGAGCUAAUUGUAACAUCAGACAAUAUGUUGCAACUCAUGGGUUUCAACCUUCUCCUAUGCUUAACGAGGACGAUUUGGAGUCGUAG
Dentiscutata erythropus is the source of this 486-nucleotide messenger RNA. The record is from the annotation of a GenBank genome assembly. Lineage: Eukaryota; Fungi; Glomeromycota; Glomeromycetes; Diversisporales; Gigasporaceae.